Molecule: messenger RNA, 1584 nt
Organism: Bacidia gigantensis
Lineage: Eukaryota; Fungi; Ascomycota; Lecanoromycetes; Lecanorales; Ramalinaceae
Exons: 2
Coding region: 1-1584 (527 amino acids)
Biological process (GO): farnesyl diphosphate metabolic process; ergosterol biosynthetic process
Cellular component (GO): endoplasmic reticulum membrane
Molecular function (GO): squalene synthase [NAD(P)H] activity
Source: RefSeq, a predicted model, not a curated record
AUGAAGGCUACGGAGAUCUUGUACUAUAUGAUACAUUUCGGUGAGGCGAGGAACAUCAUUCAAUGGAAAGUUUGGCAUACACCGGUGCAUGAGCGAGAACCUGAGAAAGAAUCCGAGACGUUAGGCAUAUGUUUCAAAUUUCUCGAGAGAACAAGUCGCAGUUUCAGUGCUGUAAUACAGGAGUUACACGAGGAGCUUCUUGUUCCAAUAGCCCUCUUCUACCUCAUCCUCAGGGGUCUGGACACAAUCGAAGAUGAUAUGACCGUUGACCUGAAGGAGAAGGAUCCAUUGCUUCGUGAUUUUCACAACAUCGUCGAUAAAGAGGGCUGGAACUACGACGGAUGUGGGCCUGAUGAAAAGGAUCGUCUGUUGCUCGUCAAAUUUCAAAAUGUCACGGAGGAGUUCCGAAAGAUCAAACCAGUAUAUCAGGAGAUUAUCAAGGACAUUACGCAAAAGAUGGGCAAUGGCAUGGCUGACUAUUGCAACAAUGCUGUUUUCAACAAAGACGGUGUCAAUACAAUCGCAGACUGGGAUCUCUACUGUCAUUAUGUUGCGGGCUUGGUAGGCAACGGCCUCACCAGACUCUUCGUGGAGAGCGGACUGGCAAACCCGGCCUUGAUAGAACGACCACAGCUUCAGGAGUCCAUGGGUCUAUUCCUCCAAAAGACCAACAUCAUCCGCGACAUCAAAGAGGACUUUGACGACAAGCGGCGAUUCUGGCCCAAGGAAGUUUGGUCAAAGUACGUCGACGAUUUCUCGGAUCUCUUCAAGCCCGCAAACAAAGACGCAGCCCUCAACUGCAGUUCAGAAAUGGUGCUCCACUCCCUCCGACACGCAGAUGAAUGUCUCUUCUACCUCGCAGGCCUGAAAGAACAAUCCGUCUUCAAUUUCGCCGCCAUCCCACAAGCAAUGGCCAUCGCGACCUUAGAGCUCGUCUUCCGAAACCACCAAAUUUACAAGCGCAACAUCAAGAUCACCAAAGGUGAAGCAUGCCGAAUCAUGAUGCAAUCGACGCAAAAUCUCCAGACGUUAUGCGAGAUAUUCAGAGAAUACACCCGCAAGAUCCACAAGAAGAAUACUCCGAAAGACCCGAACUUCUUGAAGAUCUCAAUCGCGUGUGGAAAAGUAGCUCCUCCCCUUCUCCCACCCCCCUCUUCACCCAAAUCUUUGACUUCUCUUGUACUAACACCCACUCCUUACCCACAGAUCGAGCAAUUCAUCGAAUCCAUCUUCCCAACCCAAGACCCGCGCGCCGCCACCAUCGCCAGCGCCUCCGACCAACCUUCCGCUCCUCCCACCUCGCUCACCUCCUCCAUACCCACUACCACCCCCACCACAUCCAUCGACAAAGCCAAGAAAGCGCGCGAAGACAAAGAAGCCCGCGAAGACGCCUUCUACAUGAUCCUAGCCUCGGUCGGCACCAUGGUCGUCAUCACGAUCCUCAUGCUGUUCGUGGCCUGGCUGCUGGGCGCGCGCUUCGAUCUCGCGCUCAAGGAGCUGAGUAGUGGGAAUGUGUGGAGUCCGAAGGGGCCGGAGGCUGUGGAGAGUAUUAAGGCGAAGUACGAGGGAGGGAGGGAGCUUUAG